Dissoconium aciculare CBS 342.82 is the source of this 345-nucleotide messenger RNA. RefSeq lists its product as uncharacterized. Lineage: Eukaryota; Fungi; Ascomycota; Dothideomycetes; Mycosphaerellales; Dissoconiaceae. The transcript has a single exon. The record is from RefSeq and is a predicted model, not a curated record. The coding region runs from base 1 to 345 and encodes 114 amino acids.
AUGCGACGGGCUGAACGGGAACUGGUGGUGCUGGUGGUGCUGGUGCUGGUGGCAGCGGUAAUGGUGGUCGUGGUCGUGGUCGUGGUGGUAUUGAUGGAGAUGUGUGGAUUCGCCGUCCACAACGAUUGCCGUCGUACCACGGGAGCGACUUUGAUGAAAUGGGGAGAAAAAGAUUGGGCGGUGAAAUGUCGCACGGCGGAGGUGACGAGGAUGGUGGUGCUGCUCGACUCUCGACGAAGGAAUGAUGACAGGAAUACGAUGGCGCAUGUAAGGACUGGACUCCAGCUCGCUCACAUCCUCCCGAUUGCUCAUUUACACGUCGAGGAUUCAAAAAGAUCGGAAUGA